Molecule: messenger RNA, 933 nt
Organism: Cuscuta epithymum
Lineage: Eukaryota; Viridiplantae; Streptophyta; Magnoliopsida; Solanales; Convolvulaceae
Source: the annotation of a GenBank genome assembly
CUUAAUCUGAGUCUCUCCGCUCUUGAGGGCAUAGGAAAGGCAAAUCAACUUUGCACAGAGUUCCAUCCCCUAGCUUUCACCUUGAUCAUUUUCUUUGAAUAAUGAGUUUUACUACUAAUCAAUUAAUUGUAGUUCUGCCAAUACGAAGGCUGAUUCAGAGGACGGGUUUUGGCAGCAGUCGCGGUAGCAUCCCAAAUUCAAGCUUCGUUUAGGCCAAUGGAGGAGGUUGUGCAUCAAUAUAAAAAGAUGGCUAUUGGGGAGGAAAACAACAAUUUGAAUUUUGAUGAUGAGGAUGCCGGAGACUUUGAUACAACCGAAAAGGGGCUGAAUUUCCGGUGGUGGGAGUCAUUCUUACAGAUCGGAAAAUCAAGUUUUAGCCCUUUAAGGAUCUGAUGGCUUCAAUUUGGUGGCCAGGUAAAAGGGUGUCAAUCAAAGAGAUAGAUGAUAAAAGCUUUCUCCAUUCGUAGUUUCGAUUUUACUUCACUGAUCGAUUUAGAUUCUUAUCGACCAUAUGGCUGAUUUUGGAGAUUGUAUUUCUCCCCGUGGAAGAUUAAUUGAGGAUAUAGAUUCUGGAGGCGGAAUUGUUGGCAUUCAAUCCAAUUUCUUGGAUUCUGCUGUUAAUUUCAGUGAAGACCAAAAUCUUGUUUGUGCAACAGAAUCUCUUUCUUUCGGACCAACUGAACGUUCAUCUAGUUUUGAGACUGUACAAGUUUGUCAUGAUCCUGUUUCUGUUGAAACCAUAUCAGUGAAGGAAGCUGAAUUUUCUGAGUUGCUUGGUACAACUGUAUUUUCAGAGGAAGAAGCAUUUCAAUUGUAUAAUGAUUAUGCUUUUCGGAUUGGUUUUGGAGUUAGGUACUCUACUUUGAGAAAGAGGGAUGGUGGUUCUGGCUUUAGGGGAAGGGAGUUCUGCUGCACUAAACAAGGCUUAAAAAA